This is a messenger RNA of Lichtheimia ornata, 594 nucleotides long. RefSeq lists its product as uncharacterized. The record is from RefSeq and is a predicted model, not a curated record. The transcript has 6 exons. Bases 1 to 594 code for a protein of 197 amino acids. NCBI's taxonomy places the organism in Eukaryota, Fungi, Mucoromycota, Mucoromycetes, Mucorales, Lichtheimiaceae.
AUGUAUGACAUAGGUGCGGCAUUCGAGUCCCUUUCCUUGGUGGACUUGGGUGAGCUUGUACCUAUCUUUGCAACAUUGACGGUUGUCGAUCCAUUUGAUGACGACACCUACAUGCAACCUCCCAUUGACGUUCCGUACCAGGAGCCAUUGUGGCUUGCUGCCAUGCGCUUGAGCGACUUCAUGGACGACACGGACUACAUGGAUGCUUCUUUCCCUCCACUUCCUUCGCCUCUCCUUCUUCUUUCCUCCGUUUUUGGUGCCCCUGUGGUUGUUGAUCCCAUGGACAUCAUUGAUGACAUGGACCUUAUUUUCUCUCCUCUUCCUUCGCCACUCCUUACUCCUCUUCCUUUCGCUCCUGGUGUCCCUGUUGUUGCAUCACCUGAACCUGUUCCUAUGUAUCUUGAUUCCGCUUCUCCUGUCAUUCCUCUUUUGCCCGCACCUAUGCCAUCACUUGAACUUCUUAUGCCACCAACAUCACCUCCACCCUCGCCAUCAUUGUCGUUGUCAUCAGGGGUGUCGUCAUUAUCACCAGCAUUCGUAUCAUCAUCGGCUUCAACCGUGCCUUAUGACGUGGAUGACUAUGAUGAUGAUUGA